Molecule: messenger RNA, 1434 nt
Organism: Fusarium musae
Lineage: Eukaryota; Fungi; Ascomycota; Sordariomycetes; Hypocreales; Nectriaceae
Exons: 1
Coding region: 1-1434 (477 amino acids)
Molecular function (GO): mRNA binding
Source: RefSeq, a predicted model, not a curated record
AUGGCUACACCAAGUUUUCUCCCUCCUGGCCCUCGAUCUAUGCCACCACCAUACGCUCAACCCCAGAUGUCGCGCGAUAUCCACAGAUACACUCCGGCACCAAUAGGCUUCUCAUCUACCCCGGUUAAAGUCUUAAUUCGAAAUCUGCCGCUCGAAACCUCCCAGGAGUCAGUGCGGUUCAUGCUGGUUUGGUCGCAAGAUCUUGUUGAUGUCGAACUACUUUCUGUUGACCCUGCAGAGCCACACUAUCGUAAAGCAUUGCUCAAAUUCCGAACAAGGGCGGGUGCUGAGAACGCCAAACAGCUGCUGGAUGGGUGCGCCAACACUUCCAAUAGUGCGCAUUUGAGGGUCGAAAUUCUCAGCGACGAGUCCCCUGCUGCGCAUCAACAGCCUACAGAAGCUGUUCACAGCGGCUUUCAUUCACUAGAAAGCAUCUCCCCUCAGACAGUCAAUGUUUACCCAGUGCAUGACCUUACUCAGAGUGAUGGCAAUUUGCAACAGAUUUUCUCAUCACCUUCUCCCAUCGGCAAUCGCCUGAACGAGCCUGGCAGGGUGACAGGCAAGAGCCUCAUCGCCAAUGAAACUGAUGACGAAAGUUUGGACACACUUCUCUACGGCAAUGCGCCGCGCAGGGCCACAGUUGAUAAUGUUCCCAUCAACAGGAUGGAUGCUCUUUCACUCAACACCAACGUGCCCCCUUCCGCUCCUUCGUCUCUACCUCACUACGGCAGCGGAAUGUCAGCACAGUCUGGCCCCAUGUCUCCGUCGGGCAAGGGUCAUUAUGGGUACCAGGCUCCUAACCAAUCGCCGUACGGACGUAUGAACUAUCCACACGCCAAUACGGCUGAUCAGAACCCCCCUUGCAACACUCUGUAUGUUGGUAACCUUCCUAUGGAUACGGCAGAAGAAGAACUCAAGACUCUCUUCUCCAAGCAGCGGGGCUACAAACGUCUUUGUUUUCGCACGAAAGGAAAUGGGCCUAUGUGCUUUGUCGAAUUCGAGGACAUCCCAUUCGCUUCCAAGGCACUGACGGAACUAUAUGGGAAGCUUUUGUCCAACAGCAACAAGGGUGGAAUUCGACUCAGCUUCUCCAAGAACCCCCUUGGUGUACGAGCUGGUCAGAACCCUGCUCACGCAAACCCAGGUGCACUGGGUCAAAUGAACGGCAAUCUUGCCGCUUCUAUGAAUGCUUUCGGGUCAGCCAACCGCACAGCUUCUGGACCACCUCCUGGUCUUCACCCGCCCAUGCUCGGAAACGGCCGAGGCCCCUUCCAUGGAGGGGCCUCCAUGAACCCCAGCCCCGUUGGCACUUUUGGCGGUUUCACACAUCAAGGCUGGCCUGUUCCCGCGUUCAACAACCAUGCUACGCCAUCGUCUCACAGUACCUAUGCUCAGUCAUCAGGCUUCGGUCAAACUUAUAUGCUGCGAGAUUAA